Molecule: messenger RNA, 2173 nt
Organism: Cucurbita pepo subsp. pepo (vegetable marrow)
Lineage: Eukaryota; Viridiplantae; Streptophyta; Magnoliopsida; Cucurbitales; Cucurbitaceae
Product: EamA-like transporter family
Biological process (GO): transmembrane transport
Cellular component (GO): membrane
Molecular function (GO): transmembrane transporter activity
Source: RefSeq, a predicted model, not a curated record
UUGACGACGAACAAUCAUUUGACGAUUCUUCAAGUUAUUGGUCACUGAAAUUGCCAUGACGUCCCAACAAUAUUUUCUCUCAAUUUCUUCUUUGGGUUCCUGUUGAUUCGCCGCCGAGGUUACAUUUUUCUUCUCCGGUUCUUUCAUUCUACCGCAUGAAUCUUCCAUUGGCCUAAAUUAGUACCAAAAUUCACGACUGGAUUUCAUGGUGUGCACAGGGAAGAUGAUAAUUCUAUAACGCUUCUAUGAUUUCUGACGCAUGUGUUUGACUUCGGACCUCGAUCGUUAUUUAGAUUGCAAAUCUGCGCUUUUCCAUUUCGAUGAUACCUGUAAAUAUUACCUUCUUCUGGAAUUUGAUUGCACUCUGUUCUGAUUCGUGUUCUUUUCUUCUUCCUUGGAUUUGAGUGUCUUUUUGGUUGCGUUCAGGUUAAAUUUGCUUUGGAGAGUGAAAUUUAUGGCUGCGUUUUGUUAUAAACAAAGAAUAGGUUUGUCUUUUUAGGGUUUUUGUGGUUUGGAUUUGGGAUAAAUUGUAUCUGCUUUUGCAAGAGAUGAAAAAUGAAGUUUGGAGAUGGGGAAUCGGUUUGUUUUACAUAUUUUUGGUUGCAACCAUAUGGAUAGCUGCUAGUUUCGUGGUUCAAUCCGUUGUUGAUGAAGGUGUUUCACCCUUCCUUGUUACAUACAUCUGCAAUUCAUUGUUUGUUAUUUACAUCCCCAUUGUUGAAAUUGCACGCUUCUUGGAGGAUAAGUAUGGAAGUUUGUUGUUUUGGAAACACAAAAACUUUGAUGCAUUACAAGAAUUGAGGGAGGAACCAGAGCAGGCCAUACUUCUUGGAGAAACCGAUCUUGUUACAAAUGUUGAUCAUUACAAUCCCUCCCUGCAUAUGCAUUUGGAAGAUGGACGACCAAUUUUGAAGGGAGAAAGUAUACUUUCAGAGACAGGAUACUCAUCUCACGACAAACAAGUGGAUGAAAAAGGGCGUUGGACACGCAUGAGAGUAGCGAAAGUUAGCUUAUUGAUAUGCCCUUUUUGGUUCCUUGCUCAGCUCACUUUUAAUCUAUCAUUGAAGUAUACUACUGUUACAUCGAAUACUAUCCUUAGCAGUGCUUCCAGCCUCUUUACAUUUUUGGUUUCUCUAGCAUUCUUGGGUGAGAAGUUUACAUGGGUGAAGCUUGCCAGUGUUCUCCUUUGUAUGGGAGGCACAAUAAUUGUCAGCCUGGGGGACUCGCAAUCUGAGACGACGUUGAAGACUUCUUCAAAUCCUCUACUUGGUGACGUUCUUUCGCUUGUCUCAGCAGGUUUAUAUGCUGUAUACAUUACCCUUAUUCGCAAGAAACUGCCGGAUGAUGAUGAGACAACUGGCAAAGCUAGUAUGGCACAAUUUCUUGGGUUCCUUGGGCUUUUCAACCUUGUUAUUUUCCUUCCUGUUGCCCUUAUAAUCAAAUUCGCCCAAGUGGAACCAUUUCACUUGCGGACUUGGAAGGAAGUCGGCAUGAUUGUUGCUAAAGGAUUGUUGGAUAAUGUGCUGAGUGAUUACUUGUGGGCAAAAGCCGUUCUUCUAACCACGACAACAGUAGCAACAGCUGGUCUCACAAUUCAAGUUCCAUUAGCUGCCAUUGUCGAUUCGAUAACAGGCAAUGCCCCACAUCUCAUGGAUUACCUCGGCGCGGUGGCUGUCAUGAUCGGUUUCAUUGGCAUCAACAUUCCAACUGAUGCAUUCAGCUGUUCCAAAGACGCGUCAAUCGAAUUGCCAAGUGAGAGUGUAAUUUCUGAUGAUCAUGAUCACAGUGCAUCAGUUAGGCAAGAAUCGGCUAGCGUUUCAUAGUGUAUGCAAAAGCUGGUUCCUAUUAGCCAUUUUACACCUACAGGUUGAGAUCAAAUCUGCAAAAACACACCACACACAGAUAGAAGAACGUCGAGUAGGAACGACAGAGGAUCUUGGAGUAAUAGCUCCUCUAAAAGAUUAUCAUUCUUUUUUCCAGAUUCAUAAAUAUGUUAUACCAACAGAUCAAAGCAUACUCAAAAAGGGUUUUCUGCACAUACAGGAUGGAAGUAAAUAUAGCUGUCGAGUAGGAGUUUUUCAUCUCUGAAAGAAAAUAGCCAAUUGCUUAACUAUGUUAUGGUAAAUGGAUGGUUUGGUGUUGAUAUAGUUUCUUUAUCACUUAUUUGCUUUGA